AUGCCUCUCCCGCUAUUGGCAGCAGCACUGCUGGGCAUUGGCGCAGUGACGCCUGUCCGCGGCCGAGGCGAUUCGCAAGUUCGGUUGCCCAACUACGCCGACGCAUGUCCCGACUAUGCGCUUUACGCAUCAUAUCCACAUCGUCCCUUCAGCUCUGGCCCGCUCGCCUUGCCCUUCCAGCGUCCUAGCCCACAAUGUCGGACGUUUCACUCGGACGAGAUCGAGAGAGUCAUUGAAGAGGUGACUUCGAGGAUCAAGGACCCCGACUUGGCACGCCUGUUCGAGAACACCUUCCCCUCUACGACGGACACAACCGUCAAGUUCCAUACCAAGGGCGACAAGAGCGCGGGGUUUGUCCCGGUUGAUGGGCGUCGUCUGGAUGAAGGCGCAUGGGAAGGGCCUCAGUCCUUUAUCAUCACCGGCGAUAUCAUUGCAGAGUGGCUGCGAGACUCGACAAACCAGCUGCGUCCAUACCAAGGCCUGGCCAAGAAAGAUCCAGCCAUCUUCGACCUGAUAGCUGGGGCCAUCAAUACGCAAUCCGAGUACGUCAUUCAGUCACCGUACUGCAAUGCCUUCCAGCCGCCUCCUAUCAGCGAAUUGUCCGUCUCCGCCAACGGCCAGGAUGAUCUGGUGCAUCCGGCGUACGAGCCAAGUGUUGUGUUCGAGUGCAAGUACGAGCUUGACUCUCUGGCUCACUUCUUGGCGUUGGGAAACGACUUUUACGAGGCCACCGGGGCCACUGACUUUGUGAACAAGCGGUGGCUUCUUGCUGUCGAAACUCUCUUGAUAGUGUUGAAGCAGCAGUCGGAGCCGACGUUCAACCCAGAAACGGGCCAGUAUGAGAGAAAUACCUAUUCCUUCCAGCGAUGGACCAACGCUGGCACUGAGACUCUCAAUCUUCAAGGCGUCGGAAACCCCCUGAAUAGCGGAACGGGGUUGGUUCGAUCAGCUUUCAGACCAAGCGAUGACGCCACUAUUCUAGGAUUCUUCAUCCCAGCGAAUGCUAUGAUGUCUGUGGAGCUUGGUCGGGCUGCCAAGAUGCUACAGGCUGCGGGUAAAACGGCUCUGGCCACCAAGUUGAGUAAAUGGAGCGAGAAGCUGCGAGCGGGAGUGCUGGAGCAUGGCAUCGUCAAGCAUAAAAAAUAUGGCGACGUGUUUGCUUACGAGGUUGACGGAUAUGGCUCUUCUAUCUUGAUGGAUGACGCAAAUUAUCCUUCUCUGCUUGCGCUCCCAGUGAUGGGCUUCUGCGACGUAGAUGACCCCGUGUAUCAGAAUACAAGGAAGAUGAUACUGGAUAAACAAGGCAACCCGUAUUACUUGACGGGCAGAGGUUUCCAAGGAAUUGGAGGACCGCACAUUGGCUUGAAGAACGCCUGGCCCAUGAGUCUGCUGCUCCAGGCCCAAACCUCAAACGACGACAAAGAGAUUAAAGAAUGCAUCGACAUGGUGUUGAAGGCAUCUCCGCGUGGUCUCAUCCACGAGAGUGUCGAUGUCAACUUCAUAAACCAGUACACGCGGAGCUGGUUUGCUUGGGCGAACGGAGUUUUCGCCGUGACGAUUUUGGAUUUGGCAAAGAGGAAGCCGCAUUUGGUGUUUGGACCAGGAGCAGCGCCUUAUGAGAUAUGA
This is a messenger RNA of Trichoderma virens Gv29-8, 1626 nucleotides long. RefSeq lists its product as uncharacterized. The record is from RefSeq and is a predicted model, not a curated record. The coding region runs from base 1 to 1626 and encodes 541 amino acids. Gene Ontology annotation, biological process: carbohydrate metabolic process. Lineage: Eukaryota; Fungi; Ascomycota; Sordariomycetes; Hypocreales; Hypocreaceae. The transcript has 3 exons.